Messenger RNA from Desarmillaria tabescens, 1159 nucleotides. RefSeq lists its product as uncharacterized. The transcript is spliced from 9 exons. The coding region runs from base 69 to 1070 and encodes 333 amino acids. The record is from RefSeq and is a predicted model, not a curated record. Gene Ontology annotation, biological process: negative regulation of protein K48-linked deubiquitination; negative regulation of proteasomal ubiquitin-dependent protein catabolic process; negative regulation of protein ubiquitination. Gene Ontology annotation, cellular component: cytoplasm; nucleus. Gene Ontology annotation, molecular function: K48-linked polyubiquitin modification-dependent protein binding. Lineage: Eukaryota; Fungi; Basidiomycota; Agaricomycetes; Agaricales; Physalacriaceae.
GACCCUUAUUACUUAUCUUUCUACCCUCACGUUACCGCCACAAUACACCUCAAUUUUUACUUGCAACGAUGCCGAGCGACAGAGAGAGUUUGAUUGGCAUGGGAUUUGAAGCUGCGCGUGUCGACUGGGCGCUUAAAGCAACUGGAAAUCGUGGUCUACAGCCAGCCAUGGAUCACAUACUUGAGAAUGGAGAAAAACCAGUACCGGAUAUGGGGUCAGUGUCAGAGUCAGCCAGCUCCGCACCGAUGGACGUCGAUGAGGCCGACGAUGCAGAAGCUGCCGCUAAUCUAGCUGACCUGGAAGCCAAGAGCAUCAAAUGCUCGGAGUGUGGCAAAACCUUCCGGAAUACGGCUCUCGCUAAUUUCCAUGCUGAAAAGAGCGGUCAUACCGCAUUCGAAGAGUCGACGGAAGAGAUCAAGCCCCUCACGGAGGAAGAGAAGAAAGCGAAGCUUGCGGAGCUCCGGGAAAAGAUGGCCGAAAAGCGUGCCAGGAAAGCAGUAGAGGAAGCUGCGGAACACAAGGAGAACGAGAAAAUCCGUCGGAAAGCAGGCAAGGACAUGAAUAAAAUCAAAGAAGAUCUCAAGGCCAAGGAGGCCAUAAAGGAAGCGGAGCAAAGGAAAAGAGAUAAGAUCGAAGAGGCUAAGGCUAAGGCAGCAGUAAAGGCCCAGAUUGAGGCCGACAAGAAAGCUCGUGCCGAGAAAGCUGCCAGGGAAAAGGCUCUUCGAGAGGGUAAACCUAUUACUGACAAUUUAACUACGGCUCCCGUCGCUUCCACUGCUCCUGCCGUUACUUCGUCGUCGUCCGGUGUUAAAGGUAGGGAGUUCAAAGAAACCCGACUACAAAUACGUAUGUCCUCGGGAGGGCAGCCGUACACAACGACUCUAUCCAGCGAUGCUCCUUUACGUGAGGUUGCAGAAUUCCUUGCAGGACAGACGUUAUCUGUGGAUGUGGAAACGGUAAUGUUCGCCCAACACUUCCCUAGGAAAGCAUUUUCUCGUUCAGAUUUCUCAAAGUCUCUAAGGGAGCUCGGACUUACUCCCUCCGCGGUCCUUAUUGCCACUAUUCCAUGAGAUUUUCAUCAAACUCCAAUUACCAUAUCUGCUGUCAAUCAAAGAUCCAGAUGCAUGAUACUAACCAACCGCGUACCUUCGUGCGAUGC